AUGUGGUUACCUUGCUCAGAGAGCAUGAGCUGUAGUUCGAGUUCUCGUAGUAGUGAAGAAUCUCUUGAAGUGGUUGAGCUAGCCGAUUGCGAUUUGACGGAGCCCAGUUGUUCAGAUGUUGAUUUAAAUUCAAAGCUAUCAAAAUGGGAACGAGGAGAUUGCAAUGGAGAGUCAAUUAUGGAGGAGCCUCCAUUUCAUAUAUCGUUAAUGGUGAAACUUUCGUGUGCAGUUAUGUUUUUGGCUGGUGUUUUCGCUGAUUGGCUCCGUUCGCGAGGGUUUAUUAGAGUGAAAGUGGCAACUGAUGAUCCACGACACAAGGGAUUUGCACCUCUUGACGACCAUUUCGAGGCAGUUUACAUUAAUCACAUUUAUCGGAAGUCUAGUGACGUUGUGAAUCGACCUAUCUCCAGCGUUGCCGCUAGUGUAAUGCGAUUGAAGGACCGCUACUCUGAUGACAACGGUUGGACUCAAAAGUUCACGGGUACGGAGUCAGAAGUAAUUAACAUGGGGUCGUACAACUAUCUUGGAUUCUCUCACAACGAUGGUCCUUGUGCUGAAGAAGCAGUGCGAUUUAUUGACAAGUAUGGCAUUCACAUUGGUGGUACGAGACACGAGCGAGGAAACCACGCUGUCCAUGCGGAGAUAGAGAAGUGUGUGGCUCACUACUUAGGAGUCGAUGCAGCAAUUUGCUUCCCGAUGGGUUUUGGUACAAAUUCGAUGAACAUUCCGUCACUUGUAGACAAGGGAUCACUAAUUCUUAGUGAUGAGUUGAAUCAUGCAUCUCUUGUUCUUGGUUGUAGGGUGUCUGGCGCAACGAUAAAAGUGUUCAAGCAUAACGAUGCGAAGGAUUGCGAGAGGAAGCUAAGAAAUGCUUUGUGUGAACCAAGCCCUAAGACUGGAAAGCCAUACAAUAAAGUGCUUAUCGUGAUUGAAGGCAUCUACAGUAUGGAAGGCACAAUUGUGAAUCUGCCGGAAUUCAUACGAAUAAAGAAGACUUACAAAACUUAUCUUUUUCUGGAUGAGGCUCAUAGUGUAGGAGUUGUUGAAUAUUGGGGAUGCAAUGCCAAGGAUGUAGACGUAAUGAUGGGAACACUGACGAAAAGCUUCGCUGCAGCUGGCGGAUAUAUAGGAGGAACAAAGGCACUUAUUGAUCAUAUUCGAUACAGCUCAGCUGGACCGUGUUAUGGAGCGGCGAUGUCUCCGCCGAUCGUUGCUCAAGUACUAAGUAGUAUGAAAGUGAUGUGUGGUGAAGACGGAACGGAUAUAGGAGCUCGCAAAGCUGUACAACUGCUAAGGAAUUCUCGCUACUUCCGACGACGCUUGAAGCAGAUGGGCUUCCUUAUUUACGGGCAUGAAGACAGCCCUGUUGUGCCGUUAAUGACAUUCUAUAUCACAAAAGUCGUCGAAUUCUCGCGAAGAACACUUAAGUACAACAUCGGACUUGUUGCUGUAGGAUUUCCUGCCACCCCUUUGACGAAGGCACGUGUUAGAUUUUGCCUAAGCGCAGAUCACACUAAAGAACAAUUGGAUUAUGUUCUUGAUGUUGUUGAUAAAAUUGGCGACACCACUAAUACAAAGUAUGGAUCGAAACAAAACUAUGGAAAAACGAUUGAGUACUAG
This is a messenger RNA of Necator americanus (New World hookworm), 1620 nucleotides long. RefSeq lists its product as uncharacterized. Gene Ontology annotation, biological process: ceramide biosynthetic process; sphingosine biosynthetic process. The transcript has 14 exons. The record is from RefSeq and is a predicted model, not a curated record. NCBI's taxonomy places the organism in Eukaryota, Metazoa, Nematoda, Chromadorea, Rhabditida, Ancylostomatidae. Gene Ontology annotation, cellular component: serine palmitoyltransferase complex. The coding region runs from base 1 to 1620 and encodes 539 amino acids. Gene Ontology annotation, molecular function: pyridoxal phosphate binding; serine C-palmitoyltransferase activity.